This is a messenger RNA of Acanthochromis polyacanthus (spiny chromis), 6256 nucleotides long. RefSeq names its product potassium voltage-gated channel subfamily A regulatory beta subunit 2a (gene kcnab2a). Lineage: Eukaryota; Metazoa; Chordata; Actinopteri; Pomacentridae. Gene Ontology annotation, biological process: potassium ion transport; transmembrane transport; regulation of potassium ion transmembrane transport. Gene Ontology annotation, molecular function: voltage-gated potassium channel activity; potassium channel regulator activity; transmembrane transporter binding. Bases 886 to 2082 code for a protein of 398 amino acids. Gene Ontology annotation, cellular component: cytoplasm; extrinsic component of cytoplasmic side of plasma membrane; juxtaparanode region of axon. The record is from RefSeq and is a predicted model, not a curated record. The transcript has 14 exons.
GCUCCUUUAUGCUGUGCACAAGGCAUACAGAUGUAAGUUUAAUCCAGGCAACAGUCAGAGCUGAGAAGUGAAUAUGAGGUUGCCCUUUUGCUAACAUGCAGUAGUAGUCUGUAGAAUAUGCAACAGCCAGCGUAACUGUCAAGACGGACCUACAAGGGGACAUGAAAGCCUCCUGGAACUGUGUGUCGUGUUUUAUUCUCUCCAUCUCUUUGUGUGGAUCUUUGCUUUACCACCCUUAAAGCUUGGCAGCAAGAGGUGUUAUCUCUAGCACUGUGCUCAGUUUUAAAAGGAAAUUGCAAGACUCUGAAUCUGACAGCUUCUGAUGAGCCUCUGAUUAAUAGCCAGAGCGAGAGAAGGACACCCAAAUGAAUCAAGGAACAACUCACAGAGGGAAAUUCGUACGUCUGGUUUUUUAGAAGAAUUUAAUUUUUGUUUUAUCCACGGCAUUGUAUUGGACUUGCUUUUUUGGUGUCUGAAGUAAGCGCUGAUUGCGGAUUUAUUUCUCAUGCCAGCUGAAGCAGAGAGGCUAUAAUGUUGUGCUUGGAUUUGAACUUCCUUUGACAGGAUUUUGUUUUCACCUGAUCAGCGGUCCGUCACUGUUUGCACACAUUCUCAUCUGGCCUCCCACCCCUUUUUCCCUUCUUUUUUUUGUUUUCUAACAGAACAUUGUGAGCUGAUCAGUCACUUUAAAGACUGGGCAGUGAUUUUGAAUAGAGGCGCAGUGUGAGGCUUGAUUUGGAGUAGCAGCAUCCUUCACACUAAACUGCCUCAAGCUUUUGAGAGGAUCCUCUUGAUUUUCACCUCUGGGAGUUUACCUUACCCGUUUUAUCCAGAGGAGAGUUUGAUUACAGAAUCUGCAAUUGGGACGGUCGGCCAGAAGCCAGGAUGCAGGUGUCAUUAGUGUGCACGGACCAUCGUGGGGGGGUUAGCCGCAACACGGAGGACCGGCUAAACCGACAGAAUGCCAACAGCCCCAACACAGGCACCCGCAGCAAGUUCAGAGCAGUGGCCAUGGUUGCUCGCAGUCUCGGACAACUCUCUGUUCAGAGUGUGCCUUCCUCCAGCGAGCAAAGUAUGAAGACUGGCAUGAAGUAUAGAAACCUUGGGAAGUCGGGCCUGAGGGUGUCCUGCCUUGGAUUAGGAACAUGGGUGACGUUCGGUGGACAGAUAACGGAUGAGAUGGCAGAGCAGCUGAUGACUCUGGCCUAUGAAAAUGGCAUCAAUCUGUUCGACACAGCGGAGGUCUACGCUGCUGGGAAGGCAGAGGUGGUGCUUGGAAACAUCAUAAAGAAGAAAGGAUGGAGACGCUCAAGUCUGGUGAUAACAACAAAGAUCUUCUGGGGUGGAAAAGCGGAGACUGAAAGAGGUUUAUCCCGAAAACAUAUUAUAGAAGGUUUAAAAGCCUCUUUAGAAAGACUGCAGUUAGACUACGUGGAUGUGGUUUUUGCGAACAGACCGGACCCUAAUACACCGAUGGAAGAAACGGUUCGAGCGAUGACCCAUGUGAUAAACCAAGGCAUGGCCAUGUACUGGGGCACAUCCCGUUGGAGCCCAAUGGAAAUAAUGGAAGCAUACUCGGUGGCACGACAGUUCAACCAGAUUCCUCCCAUCUGUGAGCAAGCUGAGUACCACAUGUUCCAGAGAGAGAAAGUGGAGGUGCAGCUACCUGAGCUCUUCCAUAAGAUAGGUGUGGGGGCCAUGACGUGGUCUCCACUGGCCUGUGGGAUCAUCUCAGGGAAAUAUGACGGCAGGGUACCUCCCUACUCUCGAGCAUCUCUGAAGGGCUACCAGUGGUUGAAGGACAAGAUCUUGAGCGAGGAGGGCCGGCGUCAGCAGGCGAAGUUGAAAGAGCUGCAGGCAAUCGCGGAGCGGCUGGGCUGCACUCUGCCCCAACUCGCCAUCGCGUGGUGCCUACGGAACGAGGGGGUGAGCUCUGUCCUUUUAGGGGCGUCCAACACCGACCAACUGAUGGAGAACAUAGGAGCAAUACAGGUUCUUCCAAAGCUGUCGUCGUCCAUCACACAUGAGGUGGACAGCAUCCUGGGGAACAAGCCGUACAGUAAAAAGGACUACCGCUCCUAACGUGUGGCACUGCCCCGCCCGGCAGGGCUGCAGCCGCAGUGCCCCACCUUUGCCUGAUCCUCUGUUUGCUUGAGCUUUUACUGAGUGAGACCCUGGCGCAUGAGUCUGGCCACACCAAGGCCACGCAGGGCACCUCAUUUAGAGUUACAGGGAUAAGAUAAGAAAAAGGGGGAAAAAAUACAGUCACCUCCAUGGGAAGCGACGGGAUUGACAAAGAAAGACAAAAGCGGAAGAGAGGUUAGGGAUAUGCGCUCAUACUUAAAUCAGUUAUACAUUCAAUUCAGCUGAACGUAUUUUAAAACCAUAGAGAAAAAUACCUUUUUAAAAAAAAAUAAGCACACGCUUGCUUGGCAGCCAGAUUUCUCUUUUCUUUUCUCUUUAACUAAAACCGAAUGCAACUAAAAGAAAGAUGAAGUUCAUACUGUAUGAAAUAUGAGAACUACUGUUGCACAUGUACCAUAGCCAUGCAUUUGUUCCUUGGAUGUUCUGUUUACAAACACCUGUGUACUGUACAAGUCCGUCAAGAGUUUCUCUGAAAGGAAAGUUUGUGUUGUCGACAUUACCAGAGCCUGCUCGAGGGCUUUAACAAUUAGCACUUUAGUACUGUCAGUAAAGGUGUUGGAGGGCAGUUUUAAGGAGGGGAGAGGAUGGAUAUUACAAUCGUCUUAUCUCACAGCCAUUGCACUAUAGAAUCACAUCGCCUCUUGAUCAGUCCCUCCCUUCAUCCUCCCUCUGUGUCUUCACUGGCAUUGCACUCGUUCAGCCUAAUGCUCUGAUGCUCCUGCUGGCUAAACGUGGAGCUGAAGUCCCGAAUUCAACAGGACUGAGGAGACGAGAGAAGCUCCUCCAUCCUGACCAGUGAACCGUCCACCACGAUGGAGCUUAGGAGCUUAGGCUGAUGUGUCCAGACAACUCGUCUGCCACUGAAGAGAUGAGCUGUUUAUUCAUCCCUAUCAGUAGGAACUGUAGUCGUGUUAAAUCAAACGCAGUGUCCUGCUUCACUGUGCUACCCAGCCACUGUUCUUGGUUUUCGUCGGGGCUGAGGGUUUGCUGUAUAGGAAGUGGUCAUAUCAGUGCUGGCUCCACAUCUCAUGGAAAACCUCUCCUUGAUCAAAUUUUGUUCAAGUAUUUUGCCUUAUUUACAGUUACAUCAAGCUGUGCUUUGGGCUUUGGUGUAGACGAGCAGCUCCAGAGCUCCCUCUUUGGCUGGCUGGUCACAUGUCUCCAGUGCAGACGGGAACGCUGACUGGUGGAAGUGGCGUCUGUUGCUCCCUAAGUGGGAGGAAGGAGUUGUUUGGCCUGUUAAUCAGUGAGCGGCAGCAGCUCAGGGAACAGAGCGGGUGGUUUCAGUGGUGUGUUGGCGUGCACAUGGUCAGGAGGUUUAUUUAGCCGUCUGUCUUUCUUUCGUGUGUGGACACUGGGGAGGACCAGUGACAUGUUAGCGUGGCUUGAGCCAAAGAUCUUCUUCAUCUCUUUUAGACGUCAUACCCCAGUGUUUCACUCUCACUUCCUGCAAGAUUAUAGGAAUCAUCUUGAAGCAUGUGCUGUCCAGCUUAUCUAUCUAUGGUAUGGACUUUACUCCAUAUAUAUCUUUACUUGAUCAAGCUGUUAUACUAGUUCACAAAUAUGUCCUUCAUAUACAGAAUGCGUAGUACAGCUAAGUGCUUUAGGAUUGGUAAGGUUUGUUUCAGGUGGCGGAUUACCUGAGACACGUCAGAAGUAUUAUCGCAGACAUUUUGACGCCACCCUAUAUCAUUUUGUCCUUCGGGUGCUCUCUUACUGUGAUUUAAGCACAAGUGGAUAGCAUGUGAUACAUCCUCUAAGCAUGGACCCUCUUCACCCGGCCUACAGUACCUACAGGACAAGCAAGGUGAUGCUUCUCAGCUUACUAACACGUGUAGAUAACAAAUCUUUACUAACAGCUGAUAAACUGUUGAUUCUUAGCAGAAAAAAAAAACAAGUGCAGAUUAAGAAACUGCCAUAUUAGAGCAAAUGAUGAUGUGAAUGAGACAUAAGAGUUCCUCGGCUGAAGUGGAUAAUCGAAGUGAACAUCACUGUGGUGUUGGUGUGGCUGAGGUCUGCAGUCUGCUUCAGUGCUACUCCAACAGCGGAGUGAUCAAACAUCUCUGCUGUUGGUCGGGUGUGUGCGUGUGUGUGUGUCGGUGUGUAUGAGUAAGGGGGACGACUAAACAAAUCCCACGCUUUAGCCUGUCGUAUCAGUUGAUCCCUGUAUCGGUUUGAUUUGCCGUGUCUUGUAUGUCUGAGUAAAUAAAAGUGGCACAAGCCGACGCCGUUUUCUCAGAAGAAGGAAAUAAAGAUAAACAAAGAGCAUUUAGUUCAUUAGUCUGUGGAGUUCCUGUGUCUUAAUAUUUUCAUCUGCAGGGAGUUGAGUAGAAGUCUGAGACUUCAAAGGAAAAAGCUGACAUCUUGAGGAAUGGGUUUGUUUUCUUGUCGAAAAAUUAAAGAAGUUUGAUGUCGUGCUCAUAUCUAUCUGCUAAGGAUGACCACUGACUUUUCUAAACCUGUCUUAAGCUAACAAAAGUCUGACUUCUGGCAUCUGUAAAGCCCAGAGAUCAACACAUUAUAGCUUGUUUGAUUAAUCCAUGCGAAAACCAAAGUGUAAAAGUAACAAUUAGCCCUUUUCCAUGGUGUUAUCAUUUGACAGCAGAGACUUGAAGAAGUUCCCAGUCGCUGCCAAGAAAUAGUCACCCGUCAUGUGCAGGUUUGACUUCUGUCCAGAUGUACUCCCAACCAGUCAUUUUCUUUUGUGCUUAACCUGAAUCCAAAGUUACCCAAUACCGCAUAGUUAUCUUUACAACACCUGAUCAUAACCGAACAUUUAAACCAAGUGAUGAUGACCUGACAAUGAGUAGCUGUCUUCUGUCUGUCCACUCUCGUCACAUCAAGCUUGUUUAUACUUGUGUAAGACACUGUGACGUGUGAUGUGAUCUUCCGCUGUGCAGAGGAUUGUGGGUCAGAAUAGCCAGAAAAGCCUGCUGGCUUUAAGGCUGGACAAUGCAGGCGGAUGUAGGAAGACAUCCCUGUAUUGUUGGAAUACUACAUUUGACAUGUUCUGUAUUGGGACGUACUAAAUGUUUGUCUGGCUUAUUAUAUGUUUAGUAAGGUAGAAGGAUAUUUCAGUGCACCCAGCGUUUCCAGUUAGCUCUUUAAAUACAGAACAUUUGCUGUUCUACAACUGUUUUGGCUUUGUAAUAUCAUUGAGUGAAUAUUGCCCUCAUUUGCUUUAAAGCUUUUGACCUGUUCAGAGCUCUCAUAAAAUGGCAAAUUCCUGCCUUUGUAUUUUAAAAAAAAGAACAUAUGAGGCAUUUUUUAGUGAGCUUUGGUGUACCAGCCCAUUCUCCAGUCUGUGAUGUCACGUUUAGCAGACAAACAUGAGGCCGGCAUCAAUCUUCUCAUUUGAUUCCUGGCAAGAACUUGAAUAAGCGCCUUUCCUAAGUUGUCGAGCUUUUCCUUUGAAUUGUAUCGCUGUGCGUUUUGUUCGGCCAUCAGCGUUAUUUCUCGUAGCGCCGACCCGCUCAACGUAGCGUGAGAAGGUCCGCGCACAUUGUAGAAAUAAGUUCAUGUGUUGAAGCUGAUGUGCAUCUGUCUGGUGUCCUCACCCGUGUAGGAGAAAUUAAUGCUUUAAGAGGUCCUCGUUUCAUCAUAUUUGCUGUUCUAACAUUUUAAUGACUAGUUCAGACAUGAAACAGACCCACAGAUGGAUAAGAGCUUAUUUUACAGAAGGUUCUAGGUUAUACAGAGAAUAUAUUUUUAUGUUUUAGCCUUUAAUGCAGUAGAGAGAAUUAAAAGAACUUUUUUUUUUCAUUUUCAUCAUGCUGCAUUUUUCCUAUCGGUAUUGUAUUGAUUUGAUGACUGACAAAAAGAAAAGCUUCUUUUUUUUUUGCUCUGUUGUGUAUGCAUUAUGAGGAAUGCUCGAAUGCAACGGUGGACUGAAUUCACUCUGAAGAUGACGUAGUGAGAGCCUGGUAUCUCCUGUACAUACGUUGACCUUUGUACAUAUUUCUGGUUGUGAUCACCUCUGCCUUUUCUCUUUUCAUUUGACUUUUCUGUUGCAGGCGUUGCUAUCUGCACUGUGCUUGAAUCUGAAAUUUAGACAGGAUGUACAGCUUCGAUCUUCAAUGAAAUAAUGAUAAAAAUAAGAAUGGUAAACAAA